AUGGCCUCGUUGCGUGUAGCUCUGCCAAAAGCUGGUGACGAAGCACUUAUCGCGGUGGUCGAAGAAACGAGCAUUCUAGAUACUUUGAACGAGGCCAGCAGUCUCCGGAGUCGAGUUACUGGUGGAAAACACUUGCGUGUGCUGAUCGUUCAGUUUUUAUAUUUUAUCCGUAGCGCAAAGUCUCAUGCAGUCAUUAAAACGCAAAGUUUUCUCUUUCACGUCGAACUUCUGCCAGUCUUUGUUGUGGAUGGUGUCCCAAAAAUGGAGGAUGCUGAAAAGGCCCAAUCUCCCGUACACACUUCGCAGGAUAAUCCUGGUACACCGGAUAAUAUAAUUCCUCCCAGUCAGUCGGAUCAGGAAAUGCCCUUAGGCCCUCAGGGUCAGGCAGGAGGUAGCGCUCUUUCAGCAACCAAUGUGCCUCGGCAACUGUGUGGUUCGGGACGUUCGACCAGGUUAAAUGCGACCGUCAUCCCGUUACUGUUGGUUCUGGCGCUUAUUAUGAGUGUCAGGAUUAAAGCCUCCAAGAUGGAUGCUACGGUAGCAGAGACAGUGUCGUCCAAAGUGCCUGCUUUGGGGGUUCACGAGCCAGAGGAACCUAUGGGAGUAGGAGAGGUGGCUCUCGUUGUAGAAAAGGCGGAAGAGAAAAUUGGACAGCCUCUACCGUCUCAUCCAGAGCCACAGUGGCUAGUGGAGCCCGUUGAAACGGACGAAGAUCGUAAAUCCCCCUUGGCUACAUUUUGGAAGGAGUUACUGGCAGUCGUUGUGGAGAACAUAGAGAAAAAUGCACCGGAAGCUCCAACUGCUCAGGGAGAGGAAAUUAUGGAAGAGCUUGCGAGUGCUCUGUCCGCUGGAGAAUCCAAGAAGCUCAUAGGUAUGUCAAUCGCUCUUGUGGACGCAAUCGAAGUAACAGACAGCGAAAGUUCAGCAGGUCCAAAGAUUUACACAGUGACGAAUUUCCUUGGGGAAGGCGAACACAGUGUGGUUGUGGAAGUCAGAGAUGCACACGAUGGACCACCCUUUGCAAUGCGUGUGAAUCUUUUGUUGCCACAUGAAAGAGGUCACGUGAGUGAGUCUGAAAGGUCAGUCGCUUAUGCCCAGGCGGUACAUUCGAUUGAGGCCACGAUUGACAUUUGUGAUGCCACUCCAAUAUCCAAGGUAGGCUCGGAAAAAGGCAUUUCUAUCAGUAGGAUGAUCGCCACUAUCCAGGGAAUUCCAGAAAUUCUUGAGGGCGAAAAGUGUAGCAUAUUGUCUAGGGUGGAGAUCAUGGAUAGACUGCAUACUAACUUGGAAGCGGUCCUUCGUGCCUCAAAUCUCUUACCUACCGGGUGGAAGGCGUAUCUGGCUCGGACCGUCCUCAAAACAGUGCUCCAUUUGCAGCAUCGCGGCUGGAGCCACAACCAGAUCAACUCCAGCAGCUUCCUUUUCAAGGAGGAUGGCUUUCCUAUCCUGACUGGAUUUGAAUCCAGUUCAAAGUUUGGAGAAAGACUUCCAAGGGAGGCUGGGCUCUCGCCCCGAACUACCGACCCUGCUUUUCUUGCAGAAUUCUUAUCUGAAACAGACAGCACCCCCCUAUUCACCAGCCCAGCGACUGACAUGUGGAGCCUUGGCUUGCUGCUAUAUGAGAUCAUGAUGGGAGGGGAGCUUCCUUUCGGCCUGUCAGACUUAACGCCAGACUCGGAUGUAGUUGCACAGGUGCUGCAGUUAAGAGAGACCGCAGAACCUUCUACGCUAAGUGUCGUCAUGACAGAGCAUGGAAUCAACAACCGCUGGCAGAAACUGAUUAUGGGGCUGCUGAAUCCAGAUCAACGUCAGCAAAUCAGUGCAGAGAAAAUCGCAGAGGAGUUCUCCGACCUACUGCAUGGGACAAUCGAAUUGGAAUUGUACGAUGUGACGAGCCCUGAUAUGCUUCAUGACGCCGUCAGUGCAAAGACUGAACAAAAGGGCGCAAAAACACGUAUACCGGAGGCAGUUGAGCGAAUGAUGCGGGAUCCAGCUGAGUCGAUGCAGGAAAGAGAAGAGAGAUAUUUAGAAGUGGCCAGGCAAAUGUUGGAGAGCACUGCCUCUUUUGGUCAUUCUACACCCCCCUACCAUGGAAGUGCUCCUAGAGGACUCCCAUCCACAAGCCUCACGUCUACGCGUUACUCUGAUCUAGUGCUAUGGCCGGGCACAUCCUCACUUCCUUUGAGUAGAUCUGCCCUACCUGUCUACCGCCCCCUGCACGGAGGAACUGGAGGGACGGGACCUUAUCAGCAAGCGAGUUUACGAAGCAGCUAUAGUCGAUUUCCUCCUUCAAGAUAUCCCAGCCGUUCGACAUUGCCAGCAUUUGGGAGGGGAACGAGGGAAGGUCGUUUAUUUGACCCAUACAGUACACCAGAUACCGCAGUCCAUACAGGAUCAACGUCGUCAACAACCCCAGAUGCACUGCCUUUGGACAAAAGACAAACGUCACCGUCUACACGCGCACUCUCUAGGUUCUUGAGUCAGGAUGAUGAGCGUCACUCAGAGAGCGCUCCUGCCUCGGAUACAGCUUCUUCCGCUGGACACAAACCCAAUCCUGAAGCGGAUGGAGGCACAUAA
Cyclospora cayetanensis is the source of this 2577-nucleotide messenger RNA. RefSeq lists its product as uncharacterized. The record is from RefSeq and is a predicted model, not a curated record. Gene Ontology annotation, molecular function: ATP binding; protein serine/threonine kinase activity. Gene Ontology annotation, biological process: protein phosphorylation. Lineage: Eukaryota; Apicomplexa; Conoidasida; Eucoccidiorida; Eimeriidae. The transcript is spliced from 2 exons. The coding region runs from base 1 to 2577 and encodes 858 amino acids. Gene Ontology annotation, cellular component: cytoplasm.